This is a messenger RNA of Cryphonectria parasitica EP155, 1143 nucleotides long. RefSeq lists its product as uncharacterized. The coding region runs from base 1 to 1143 and encodes 380 amino acids. Gene Ontology annotation, molecular function: ATP binding; protein serine/threonine kinase activity. Gene Ontology annotation, cellular component: cytosol; preribosome, small subunit precursor; nucleus. The transcript is spliced from 3 exons. Gene Ontology annotation, biological process: protein phosphorylation; maturation of SSU-rRNA. The record is from RefSeq and is a predicted model, not a curated record. NCBI's taxonomy places the organism in Eukaryota, Fungi, Ascomycota, Sordariomycetes, Diaporthales, Cryphonectriaceae.
AUGAAGUUGGACACCAAGGCUAUGCGCCACCUCACAUCCGAGGACUGGCGGGUUCUCACAGCAGUAGAAAUGGGCUCCAAGAACCACGAGAUCGUCCCAACGCCCCUCAUUGAAAAGAUCGCCCGUCUUCGCGGGGGCAGCAGCGGCGUACACAAGUCCAUUAGUAACCUGGCUAAGAAUGGGCUGAUAGGUCGCGUCAAAGAGGCCAAAUACGACGGUUACCGCCUGACCUACGGCGGGCUCGACUAUCUCGCCCUACAUACGUACUCCUCCCGCAAGGAAGUCUACAGCGUCGGUAGCCGUAUCGGCGUGGGCAAGGAGAGCGACAUCAUGAUGGUGGCAGACGAAAAGGGGCGGCAGAAGGUGCUGAAGAUCCACAGAUUAGGCCGAAUUUCGUUCCGGACCGUCAAGACGAAUCGGGAUUACCUGAAAAGGAGGCAGGGCGGCUCCUGGAUGUACCUGUCACGACUGUCGGCCAUGAAGGAGUAUGCGUUCAUGCAGGCGCUGGCGGAGGAAGGCUUCCCUGUGCCGGACCCUGUGGCUCAGUCGAGACAUACUGUUGUCAUGUCAUUCAUCGAUUCGUAUCCUCUGCGACAAAUAUCAGCAGUCCCAGACCCCGCGAACCUGUACGCGGAUCUGAUCUCGCUGAUAUUACGACUUGCGAAACACGGGCUGAUUCAUGGCGACUUCAACGAGUUCAACAUCUUGAUUAAGGAGGAGAACGCUGCUGCGGCAUCAGAAGAACAAACGGGAGGGGCCGAAGACGCAGAGACAAGCGGGGCGGCAGUGCUGACGCCUAUUCUUAUUGAUUUUCCCCAGAUGGUCUCAAUGGACCAUCAAAAUGCGGAGAUGUACUUCGACAGGGACGUCAACUGCGUGAAGAGGUUCUUUGAGAGGAAGUUCCACUUCGUCGACACGGCACCAGGCCCAUUCUACAAGGACGCCAAGAAGACCGUGGGCAAGGACGGUGCUAGGAGGAUAGAUGUUGCUGUAGAAGCUUCGGGUUUCACAAAGAAGAUGACGAAGGACUUAGAGGCUGCUAUCAGAGAGCAAGCAGGAUCCAAAGAUGAGGACGGCGAAGGCGACGAGGAUUCGUCAGAUAUGGAUGGGGAAGAACGAUUCCGCUGCCACGGCCGAGAGUGA